Messenger RNA from Triticum turgidum subsp. durum (durum wheat), 1320 nucleotides. NCBI's taxonomy places the organism in Eukaryota, Viridiplantae, Streptophyta, Magnoliopsida, Poales, Poaceae. The record is from the annotation of a GenBank genome assembly.
AUGGAUUCAGCCUCCAGAGUUGCCCCGCCGCCGGUCAGCGCUGGUGUCCGCGUCCGCGCGCCGCUGCAGGUAGAGUCCGUCUCCUGUUACUGCAGAUUAGAUACGGGCCUUAAAACUGUCGUGGAUGCUAGAAAAUUUGCUUCUGGAGCAAAGAUGUGCAUGCAACCUGAUGCCAAACUAACCAAGCGCAAGUCAAGGGGCUCGCGGAAGGAGAGGUGCCGAGCUCAAGCACCACUUUUGCCUGGCCUUCCUGAUGAUCUUGCAAUUGCCUGUCUUAUACGGGUUCCACGAGUGGAACACCCCAAUCUCCGGACAGUUUGUAAAAGAUGGAACCGCCUUUUGUCAGGAAAUUACUAUUAUUCCUUGCGCAAGAAACUCAGCAUGGCAGAAGAAUGGGUUUAUGUCUUUAAAAGGGAUCGUGAGGGGAAAAUAUCCUGGCAUGCCUUCGAUCCACUGAACCAGCUCUGGAAGUCCCUUCCACCUGUUCCACCGGAGUAUUCAGAAGCGUUGGGUUUUGGCUGUGCUGUUCUGAGUGGUUGCUAUCUGUACUUAUUUGGCGGUAAGGAUCCUUUGAGGGGCUCUAUGAGACGUGUUGUAUUUUACAAUGCCCGGACCAACAAAUGGCAUCGAGCUCCAGAUAUGUUACGAAAGCGACACUUUUUUGGUUCCUGUGUAAUAAACAAUUGUCUAUAUGUUGCUGGUGGAGAAUGUGAAGGCAUACAAAGGACUCUUCAGUCUGCUGAAGUUUAUGACCCUAAUAGGAACAGAUGGGUCUGCAUCCCUGAGAUGAACAACGGGAUGGUGCCUUUCAUCGGAGUUGUAUAUGAUGACAAGUGGUUCCUAAAAGGGCUUGACUCCCAUCGCCAAGUGACAUGUGAAGUGUACCUACCGUCAUCCAAUUUGUGGUCAACCAUUGAUGAUGAAAUGGUUACAGGUUGGCGAAACCCAAGCAUUUCCUUCAAUGGACGUCUCUAUUCAUCUGAUUGCCGGGAUGGCUGCAAGCUUAGAGUCUAUGAUGCAAACACAGGAACAUGGGCACGAUUCAUAGACAGCAAGCACCAUCUAGGCAGCUCACGAGCCUUUGAAGCCGCAGGCUUGGUGUCUUUAAAUGGUAAGCUUUGCAUUAUUCGCAACAACAUGAGCAUCACUCUUGUUGAUAUCUUGCAUCCAACAAUGAGUAUCGAGACCGACAGUGCAUGCAUGUGGGAAACUGUUGCUCGUAAGGGUCAGCACAAGUCAUUUGUGGCAAACCUGUGGUCGACCAUUGCAGGACGUAACCUGAAGAGUCACAUAAUCCAUUGUCAGGUGCUGCAAAUUUGA